CACUGCUCACUCACUCAUUGACUUACACAGCCAUGUCCGUCCCGCCUGUCCGCGAGCCCCCGCUCAAGCCCACCCCGCCCGAGGCGUACGGCUCGCGCGGUAUCCGCGGGAACCAUGGGCGGACGCUGCGCUUCAGCGAGCCGCCGCCCGUCAUCUGGGCGAAGUGUAACCUCGAGCCUGGGCAGCUGACGGCGCUGCAGGCCCAGCUGGCCAAGCACCACGACCACGUCUUCGCGCACGGGCACGGCGCCGACGGCGACCAGCCCAACAUUGCGCGGUUCACGCCCGACCUCGUCGCGCUCCCCGGGUUCGACCGCUUCGCAGAGCACUACCUCGCCAUGGUGAUGGUCACUGUGGGGACAUGGCAGCCGACCGACCUGGUGCCGAAGGCGCAGCGCAAGACCCAGGCCGAGGAAAGCCUCAUGACCAAGUUCGGCCGGCUCACCGCGACGUCCGACCUGCCCCCGCACCGGUGGAUCACGGGCCUAACGGCCGCCUUUCUGACGAUGCACGUGUGGAACGCGAGCGCGGCGAUGCACGCGCUGUUCACAGCGUACCCAGGCCUCAUAGCCAACGACGUGCGCACGGCGUCGCUGGGGCAGUUCCUCGGCCCGGACAGAAUCCAGUGGCUCCUCCGCCUCCUCCUCGGCAGACUGCACCACCGGCGCGCGUACACAAUCGACGACGAGAGCCUGCAGGCGUGCGGCGAUCUCCUGGUCGCAUACCUCUCGCGCGAGGAAAACGUGCCGCAUUCACCACAGGCACAGAUGCUAACAUACCGCAUCCGCGAGCUGUUCACCUUCGUGCCCAAGGUCCUUACGUGGGAUCUUCAGCUGCACGCCGUGCGCGUCGGGCUCAUGUACGGUGCACUGGCGGUCAGUGUGCGGCUCGAGCAGGACGCCGUCGUGCACCAGAACGCUAUUAUCCGCGCUGGAUUAGGCGCGAUAGGCGGCAUCAUAGGCGCCGCGUGGACGGUCAACCCGUUCGCUGUGCUGCGCCCAGCGGCAGCAGCGAGCGCCGCGACCGUCACGCUGGCGUACGACGCGAUCAACUCGCUCCUCACGGCCGAGGAGCAGCGGCUCGCACAGGUCGUCGCGGUAGUCGUGCACAAGUUCAACGUGCAGGUUCUCCGCGCGGGCCAGCAGGGCGUCGUGCCGUGCUAUAACCCACAGUGGAUCCACGUCAUGCGCGACCACUGCCACGGGUGCGACGGCCACGACGCGGACUGGGAAGCGAAGGUCGAUAAGCCCGUCACCGCCGACGAGUGGGCCGCCGCGCUCGACGCGUUCCAGAGCACGGCGGCGACGGUGCUCCAGAUGAUCGUGUUCGGGUCCGGCGUGCCCGUCACGGUGGACGUGCGGCCAGUGACUGUGGGUGGGCUGGGCCAAGCGCCCCAGGCUCUUCCUCCGCCGCCUUCUCCUGCUCCGCCUGCCCAUGCUCCUCUUCCGCCCGCGGGCACGGACAAUCUUGGACUUGCCGUGUCGGAUGGAGCGACUGGAGGAGGUGGGGGAGGUUGGGGCGACGAGAAGGAGGAGAAGGCAGAGGUGCCGGCACAUCGGCCACAGUCACUGCAAGCGGUCGCCCCUCAAGCCCCCGCCGCUGCAGCUGCUGGUGCCGUGCCACCUGCCGUCGCUCCCGCCGUUGCGCCCACCAGUCUCCCGCGCGUCUCGGCGUGGUCUCUGUCCAGCGCUAGCAAAGUGUCCAUCACGAACGGGUUCGUCGACGUUGGCUACGAGGGGGUGUAG
Messenger RNA from Vanrija pseudolonga, 1745 nucleotides. RefSeq lists its product as uncharacterized. The transcript has 2 exons. The record is from RefSeq and is a predicted model, not a curated record. The coding region runs from base 33 to 1745 and encodes 570 amino acids. Lineage: Eukaryota; Fungi; Basidiomycota; Tremellomycetes; Trichosporonales; Trichosporonaceae.